AUGCCUAUAAUCCAAUUAAAGAUAAAAGAAUUACAAAAAAUUUAAAGAGUACUUGCUCAAGUUUACUAUAACUUUCAUGAUUAAGGUAGCAAUCUAAAAGAACUAAGUCCUUUACUAAUCAGUGAAAAUAUAUCAAAUUAAACCUAUUCAAUAAAAGUAGAGUCAAACGAUUUGAUAAGUUAUGUAGGAGCUAAAUACCAAGCUAAAUUUGAACUUAUUAUCUCUUCACCUAGGAAUAUAUCUUUUAUAAUAUAAGACUAAUCUUAAAGAAUUUUACUGUUAACUCUAAGUUAAUCAAUAUAAAGCUUCACUAUAGAGUAAAUACUUGACUAGCCUUACUUAAUUUACACUAUAUUUUCUUAUAUAAAUGAAGAAAAUGUUUUGAACUAGAUUAAAAUCAAUGGAUUAAAGCUGUUCAUAAAUAUAAAUAAUUCUUAGCUAAAAUAAAAUAUUUCUUAUUAAAAUUUUAAUUCUUCAUUUCUAAGAAUACUAUAAACAUGUGAUUCAUCAUAAUUUUUUCAUCCUAUUUAUUAGCGCUGUGAAAGUUGCCACCCUAAUUGCAAAGGCUGUACAGAAUAUUAAAAGUGUAAAGAUUGUUAAAAAUAACCUGGCAAACUUUAGAGGUACGAUUAACUUGCAGAUGGGUUUUGUAGUAUUUGUCCAUCAGGAUAAACUUGGAGACCUAAUAAUAUAUGUAACGGCUGUUCAGAUACUUGUUACUGUGAUAGUAGUAAUAAAUAAUGCAUUUUAUGUAAAGAUAGUAAAAAUUAUCUUAAUAUCUAAAGAAACACAUGCGAGCCAUGUUAGUUAGAUUAAGGAUAUUAUAUUGAUGGAUAAUUUUGCAAACGAUGUAAUCUUAUUUGUAAGACAUGCUAAGGACCAUCUGAUAGUGAUUGUUUAUAAUGUAUUGAUGGCGCUAAAAAAUACGAAGAUGGAAGUUGUAAAUAUAACAAUUAAAAUUCUAACGAUUGCAUUUUUCCUUACAAAUAAGAUAAAUCUUCAAAUUGCGUAUGUAAUUAAGAUGGCUAUUAUCUUAAGGAUAAAAACUGUGUUGAAUGCUAAGCUGAUUUAAAAUGUUAAAAGUGUUCACCUGAGACAUAAUGUACUUAAUGCUAUGCUAACAAACCUGAAAAAUACCUACAAGAUGGAAAAAAAUGCACUAAUUGUAUAUAAAAUGGAUACUUUAUCAAUUAAAGUUAAAACAUUUGUGAUAAUUGCAUUUCGAACUGUGAUACAUGCAAUAACAAAUCUGAAUGCUAAAAAUGUAGUUCUGGCUUUUAUAUCUUAGAAGAUAAUAAAUCUUGCUCUUAGUGCUUAUAAGAUGGAUACUUUAUAGAUAAAUCAAAUUAAUUUUGUAAUAAAUGCCCACAGGAGAAGAAGUGUCAAAAAUGUAAUAAUGAUUUGAAAUGUACUGAAUGCUAAAGUGGCUUCUACCUUUUUAAUUCAGAUAAUUGUAUUUCCUGUGGCGAAGGUUAUUUUUAAAAUGGAAAAAAUUGCUUUAAAUGCACUGAAAAUUGUUAAAUCUGUGCAGAUCAAAAUAAAUGUAAAAAGUGCUCAUAAAAUUUUUAUUUGUUUAAUGGCGGAGCUUCAUGCAUACCUUGUAAUAGUUAAGGAUAAUUUUAAUAAAGCGAUACAUGCUAAUUAUGUGAUGCCUCUUGCUCCAAAUGUUAAGGAAUGACAUAAAAUGAUUGUUUAGAAUGCAAAGACUCAACGUAAUUUAGUUAUAAGGGAAAAUGUGAAGCCUGCUCAAGAGAUGGAGUUUUCAAAAGUGGUAGAUAAUGUUUUGAUUGUGCUUAAAAUUGUAAAUCUUGUACUGGAGUAGAAAUAGAGAAAUGCACAUAAUGCAUAGAUACAUUUAGCUUUUAGUAUGAUAAAAAAUGUUUAAUAUGCCCAACUUAGUAGAAAUAUUUUAUUGAUGGGAAUAACUACUGUUUAAAAUGCCAUGAUACAUGUUAAACAUGUUCUGAUGAAAAGGAAAUAUCAUGCAGUACUUGUAUAGACAAUUUAAUAAUAGAUAAAUAUGACCGCAAAUGCAAAAUUUGUAAUACUAGUAAUGGUUUCUUUGUAAAUAGUUUGAAUGAAUGCGAGAAAUGUCAUUCUACUUGCAAGUAAUGUGAUGGACUUUCGGACACAAAUUGCAAAGAAUGCAUUUAAGGUUUAAGCUUUUUAAACGGUAAAUGUUAAAACUGUAAUACAGAAAAUUCAUAUUAUACUGAUAACAAUAAUAAUUGUUUAGAAUGCGAUAAAUCUUGUCAAACAUGUUCAAGUAAAGAUGUAUGCAUCAAGUGUAAAGCUGGUUUGAGUUUUCCUUCUGACUAAACAUCAAAGUUAUGUAUUAACUGUGACUUAGAUAAUAUGUAUGUAAAAGAUCCAAAUGGCUUAAAUAUUUGUUAAAACUGCCAUAUGAAUUGCAAAGGAUGCAAAGGACCAAACAUUUAAGAUUGCAUUUAGUGUAAAGAAUAAUUUUUUAUCAACCCAAAAGAUAAUUCUUGCGAAACAUGUAAUUUGGAAGCAGAUAAGAAGUACAUAGAUGACAAUAAUUAUUGCUAAAAUUGUGAUGUCUAGUGUAAAACCUGCACCGGACCUGGAAACGGAUAAUGUAAACUCUGUGCAGAGGGUUUAUAUUUUAAUGACUAGAUGGUAUGUAUAAAAUGUCCAAGUGAAAAAUUUUAUAUAACUGAUUAUAAAUAUUGUAAGAAAUGUCAUGAUUCUUGUCUUACCUGUAAUGGUAGUUCAGAUAAUAAUUGCUUGAGUUGUGCAAAUGAUUUGGCUCUCCAUGAAAAUAGCACAUGUAAAUAAUGUUAAACAGAAAAUGGGUUCUUUAUUGCUUAUGAGAACGAUAUCAAAGUUUGUAAGAGAUGUGACUCAUCGUGCAAAACUUGCCAUGGAUAGAAUAACACUGAUUGUGAUUCCUGUUUAAAUUUAAAUUUUUUGAUUGAUUCUGAUACAAAAAUUUGUUAAGCUUGCUAAACUGAAAAUAAAUAUUUCUAAGAUGGAGUUUAUUGCAAGAAAUGUGAUGAUUCUUGCAAGAAAUGCAAAAAUUAAGAUGCUAAAUCAUGUACUGAAUGUGCAGAAAAUCCUAUAAAAUUGUAUUUUAGAGAUGGUCUUUGCCAAAAGUGCGAGGAGUCUGAAGGAUUUUACAUUAAAGAUGACAAAAUUAGCUGUGAAAAAUGUGAAUCAAGUUGCAAGACUUGUUAUGGAGGAUAAAGUAACUAAUGUAAAACUUGUUAAGAAAAUAAAUAUUUAUUUUCAGAUAAUACCUGUAAGGAAUGUGAUAUAAACAACAAAUUUUUCAAGAGUGGAAUAUUUUGUUUACCUUGUAAUUAAGAAUGCUAAACCUGCUUUGGAUAAGGUUAAGACUAAUGUCUGAGCUGUCCAGUUAACAAAUUUUUAUUAACUGAGAAUGGAAAACAAACUUGUGUUGAUUGUCUAUCUACUUAAUCAUUUUAUCAAAAUGGAAAUAAUUGUAUGAGAUGUGAUUCUUCUUGCUUAGAGUGUAAAGAUUCUAAUAAAACUAGUUGUACUAAAUGCUGGGAUACUGAUUAUGAAUUUGAAGACGGGUCUUGCUAAUUAGAGUGCCCCCAAGAUGGUUAUUUUAAAGAAGGUAAAAAGUGUAAAAAAUGUCACUCUAGUUGCAAGCAGUGCAAAUAAUAAGGUCAAAAUGAUUGUUUAUUAUGUAAUGGUGAAUAAAAACUAUAUCCUGAAGGGAACUGUAAUGACUGUCAAAUAAAUAAUAAAUAUUUUAUUUAAGAUAAAUUGUGCUUACCUUGUCAUAAUUCGUGUAAAACUUGUAAAGAUAGCUCAGAAAUUGGUUGCUUAGAUUGCGAUGCGAAUUUAUACAAGCAAGUUGAUUUAACUUGUAAAAAAUGUGAUUUAAACAGUGGCAUGUUUGUAGAUAAAGCUGAUAAUAUAUGUAAAAAAUGCGAUUUAACUUGCUAAACUUGCUCUACAUCAUCUGAAAAUGAUUGUUUAACCUGCUCAGGAAACAGAAAAUUCUAUCACAAUAAAGAUUCUACUUAGAAAAAGUGCAUUUUAUGCUAAGUUAAUAAUAAAUAAUUUGAAAAAGAAGAUAUGUGUUUGGAUUGCGAUGCUACGUGCUUAACAUGUAGUGGUGCUUCUGAAACAGAAUGCAUUACUUGUGAUGGAUAAUAUCUGAUGCACUAAGAUAAAAAAUGUAAAAUUUGUGAUACGUCAAAUGGCUUUUAUAUUUAAGAUAAAAACUGCAUAGCAUGCAGUGAUGGCGGCUGUCAAACAUGUGAUAAAGAUGGCUGUAAGAAAUGCAUAGGUAAUUUGAAACUCAAAGAAGGAGUAUGCACUGAAUGUAAGCUAUCUGAUGGUUAUUUUAUUUAAGACUCUAACUGUAUAAAAUGCCACUCUUCUUGUAGGGAGUGUUCUGGACCAUCUUAAUUUGAUUGUAUAACCUGCAAAGAUAAUUAAUAUCUUAAAAAAAUAGAUGAAAAAGAUUCUAUUUCCCAAAAACAAUGCUAGGAAUGUCCUAAUGAAGGCUAUUUCGUGAAAGAUAUGGAAUGUGUUAAGUGCCAUGAUACAUGUCUUAAGUGUCACUCUUAAGACUCCACUGGCUGUGAUGUGUGCAUAGGCAAUUUAAAAUUUAGAACAGAUAAAAUUUGCUAAGAAUGCCCUUCUGAAAAUUUUUAUAUUGAUAAAGACAGAUGUUUGGAAUGCUUUGCAGAUUGUAAAACAUGUAAAGGUCCUUAAUCUAACUAGUGUUUAUCUUGUAAGGACGGUUUAAAUAUAUAUUAUAAAGAUAAUAUUUGCAGAGAUUGCAACAAAGAUAAUUUCUGGAUAUCAAAAGAGGAUAAUAUUUGCUAUGAUUGUCACUAUUCUUGCUAAACCUGUAAUGGAAAUAAUAAAGAAAAUUGUACUAAAUGUUAAACUCCUUUCAUGUGGCUUGGUAAUUUAUGUGAUUCAUGCCCAAAGUCUAAUUAUUAUGCAGAUCUAACAAAUAAUAAGUGUAUUGCUUGUCAUUAAUCUUGUGAAUUGUGUAGUAGUGACUAAGAAACUGAUUGUUUAAAGUGCAAAAAUGAUGCUAAAUUCCAUACAGAAAAAAUCAAUUAAGGUGGAAUUAUUUAAGAAGUAAAGUAUUGCAAGAAUUGCUAAAUAAAUAACGGUUAUUUUGUUAAAGGAGACUAGUGCUUAAAGUGCCAUAGUAGCUGUUUAACUUGCGAUGAUGAAUAAGAAAAUAAAUGUAAGUCUUGUUAAGAUGGAUUAUUUUUAUUUGAAGAUGGAACCUGUAAGAAAUGUCCUAAUGAGGAGUACUAUUCAGAAAAAAUAAAUCAAAUUAAUAUGUGCAAGUAAUGCUCUCCUAAUUGUCUAACAUGCUCAUAAUUUGGAGAUGACAAAUGCCUAAUAUGUAAAAAAGAUCUUUAUAAAAAUGAUUCAGACAAAUGUGAAAAAUGUGAAACAGAUAAAAAAGUUUUUAUUAAAGGAGAUAGAUGCCUUCAAUGUGAUAGCACGUGUAAAACAUGUAAAGAUGAGAGUCCUAAGGGUUGUGAUAAAUGUGAAGAUAAUCUUAGUAAGCUGCCAGAUAAGACCUGCUAAAAAUGCCCACAAAAGGGGUAUUUCUUAGAAGGAGAGUUUUGCAAAGUAUGUCAUAACACUUGUGAAGAGUGUGAAGGCGAAAAUUAAAAAUAAUGCAAAAUUUGUGCAACUGGAUUAACAUUUUGGAAAGAUUAAAACGGAGAUUAGAUUUGUGUAAAGUGCUAAGAAAAGAUUGCGCAUUACGUUGAUGGAUCAUAUUGCAAACCUUGUCAUUCAAGCUGUUUAGAGUGUUCUGGAGGAGAUUAAUCACAAUGCAAAAAAUGUGUAGAAGGGAAAUAUUUCAAAGAUAAAAAUAAUUAAAGUGAAGGCUAAUGUCUAGAAUGUACAGGAUCUUAUUUUGCAUAAGGAGAUUUAUGCUUAGCUUGCCAUUAGAACUGUUAAACUUGCAAAGGGUCUUAAGAAACAGAUUGCAUUUAGUGUGCUGGAUUACUUAAAUUCAACAAAGAUAAGUCAAAAUGUAUAAACUGUAGGACAGAUAAUGGAUAGUUUUUGAAUAAUGACAUUUGCUAUGAUUGUGAUAAAAGCUGCAAAAUCUGUAACGGAGAAAGUAAUACAAACUGUUUAUAAUGUAUAGAUGAUCUUUAUUUUUUCCAAGAAGACGAUAAUACUAAAAAUAAAUGUAUGCAAUGCCCCUCAGAAUUAUACUAUAUAGAUCUUAAUAAAAAAGAUUGUUUAAAAUGCGAUGGUUCAUGCUAAACUUGUAAACCUGGAUUGCCUAAACAAUGCUUAAAAUGCAAAUAAGGAGGAACUUUUAUGGACGAUGGUACAUGCUAAAUUUGCCCAGAGUUUGGCUUUUUUGUAAAUGUUGGUAAAUGUUUAAAAUGUGAUCCAUCUUGCAAAAAGUGCUAAGGGGAUAGUGCUUUGAAUUGUACUGAAUGCCAUGAAAAUAAUUACUUUGACUUAAAUGACAGUAAUAAAUGUAAGGAAUGUGAUACUUAAAAUGGUCACUUUAUAUAAAAUAAUAAAGAUUGUUAGAAGUGUAACUAUUCCUGUUAGACUUGUAAAGAUGAUACUGAAUUCGGUUGUUUGACCUGCAAGAAUAAUUUAUAUUUUAAAGAUUAUGUUGACCCAUCUGAUACUUCAAUAGUAAAAUAAAAGUGUGAGAUUUGUGAUUAAGAUAAUGGAUGGGUUAUUAAUGGAGCAGAUGUUGGAAAACAAAAAUGUUAAAAAUGUCAUGAGUCAUGCAAAAAAUGUUCUGGCAUAGAUGCUAAAUAGUGUACUGAAUGCAAGAAUGGACUUUAUUUUAGAGAUGGAAUAUGUUAAUAAUGUGAUGUUAGUGAUGGUUUUUUUAUCAAAGAUAAAUUUUGUUUAAAAUGUUCAGAAAACUGCAAAACUUGUAGUAGCACUGAAAAAAAUGAGUGUCUUACCUGUAGAACAAAUAAAUUCUUUAUUGAGAAUACAUAGGAGUGCUAGCCUUGUAAUUAGGACUAAGGAUUUUAUUUAGAUACUAAUUCCAGGUGUUUUAAAUGCCAUAGUUCAUGUAAAACAUGCAAUGGUGGUGAAGAUAUAAAUUGUACUAAAUGUGCAGAUUAACUAAGUUUUCUUGAUGGAUUAUGCAAAAUUUGUGAUAUAUAAAACAAAUACUAUAUUGAGUAAUUAACAAAUAAAUGCCUAAAAUGCCAUGAUACUUGCUAAACCUGUAAAGGUAGUGGAGUAAAUUAAUGCUUAUCUUGUAGAGAUAAGCUAACAUUUGAUGAGGAUAACAAUUGCAUUACAUGCCCGUCAGAAGGAUAUUACGUAGAUAACCUUAAAUGUAUUAAAUGUCAUGAUUCUUGUAAAUAGUGUAGCUCUUAAUUAGCAACAGGUUGCACUGAAUGCCAAACUUAUCUUUUUUACUAUCCAACUAGUAAACUUUGUAAGUCUUGUGAUAUUUAAGACGGUUAUUUUAUGAAGAAAGAACCAACAGGAAAUUUCAGUCAAUUAUGCUUAUCGUGUCAUUAAGAUUGUAAAACUUGUAUUGAUGAACAACAAAACAAUUGCCUAAUUUGCAGGGAAGUUUAUUCGUUUAAAAAUGAUAAAAACAUAUGCAAGAAUUGUCAUAAAGACUGCUAAAAAUGUAAUGGAGAAUAAUAAACAGAUUGUAUAGAAUGUAAGUAACCUGGUUAUCAUAUAAGGUUAGAUAAGACUUGUGGUUUAUGUUUAUCUAAUUAAUAUCUAGAAGAAAAUCAUUGUUAAAAUUGCUCAGAUAACUGCUUAAAGUGUGUUGAUAAUAAAACAUGUUAAGAAUGUGGAAACAAUGCUCAUAUAAAAUAAAAUGGUAAAUGUGGAGAAUGUGAGAAAAAUGAAUAUGCUGACAAAGCUACCAACAAAUGUAUGCCAUGUCAUGAAACUUGCUUAAGUUGCAAAGGCAGUUAAAAUAAUGAGUGUUUGUAAUGUUAAGAUGGAGCUUUAAGAAUAAGGACAGAUACUAAGCAAUGUGGUAAAUGCGAUCCUAAUUAAUAUUAUGAUAAUAUAUAGUGCUAUGAUUGUCAUAGAGAUUGUAAAACAUGCUCAGGGCCUGGUAAUGAUUUUGAUUAAUGCACGUCAUGUGUAGAUGCUACUAAAUACGAAUGCAAUUAAAAUGAUUUGAACUAUUUUGCUAAGAAUUAUUAAUAAAAAAAAUAAUGUGAAAAGAAAUGCUUGAAAUGCCAUUAGAAUUGUAGUUAGUGCUUUGGAGAAUAGAGCAACUAAUGCAUGAAGUGUAAUAAGAUGAUACUUUAGAAUGAUUUUUCUUGUUAAAGAAAAUGUCCAGAAAGAAUGUUUUUCGAUGAAUCUGAUCCUAAAGAAGUUAAAUGUACAAAUUGUGAAAAAAACUGCAAAGUUUGUGAAAAUCAAAAUAAAUGUAUAGCAUGUGAUGAAGAAUAUACUUUAUUCGAAGGGUAGUGUUAUAAAUGCUUGAGUCACUAAUAUUUAGAUAAAAAACUUAAAAAAUGCAUUGAAUGUGAUAGCGAUUGUAAAACUUGCUUUAAUCAAGGCAGAUAAGCUUGUAUCGAGUGUUCAGAUCCUGCCAAAUUUUUUGAUUAAGAUAAUUUUUGUGUAAGUUAAUGUGUUUCUGGAUACAUUAAGAAUGACAAAACAAAUAGAUGCUAAAAGUGCAAAUAUAUUAUAAACUAAAUAAGUAAAUCUAAAACAUGUGUGGUAGAUUGCAACAAAAAUUAGUUUUUAGAUCCUCAAACUUACAUUUGCAACGAUUGCUAAAAUAAUUGCUCAGAAUGCCAAUCUCUCACAAAAUGUACAUCAUGCAUAAAAGAUUAUCAUUUUGUAAGCGAAAAGUAAGAAGCUUGUAGAAAAUGUGAGUAAGAUGAGUAUAUUAGCAGCAAAAAUGUAUGUAAGAAGUGCGAGUUUUUAAAUUGCUUAACUUGCAAUGAAAAUCAUUGCACUAAGUGCUCUUACAAGUAUUUUCUUAAUGAAAACAAUACAUGUAAGUAUGAUGAUCGCUACAACUUCUAUGAAUGCACUGACUUAAAUAAACUAGAUGAUAGCUGUGAAAAAGAGAUGUAAUUGAUAGACAAAAUUGAUUUUGGAAUGAAAUAAUCUAUAAUAGCAACUUAUUCUAUUCAAGCUAUUUCUUUUUUUAUCCUAAGAUCCACUUCAGUUAUGUCUUACUCAAUACAAAUUCAAUAAUAAAUAGGUAAUAGUUAUUUGCUAAAAGACUCUUUAAAAAGCCUAAGUUUAGGGCCUACUUUUUAUUAGUAAAAUUUCUAAUAAAAUUUAAUCAACAUGAUACCAAAUCCCUUUAGGUAUAUUUCAGCCUAUGACUUAUAUUUUUAUCCUAAGUAGAGUAUUAAUAGUUUAUAAUCUUUCAAAUUAGAUUAAAAUUUAGAAAGCAAAUAUCUAUAAAGUAACACAUCAUUAAAAGAAUAAGCGUAUUAAUAAACUAAUCAAGGUAUUUAUAACAGUAGUUAAAAUAUAACGAGCAAUUCAGUGAAGCUUUUAAAAAAUGAAAUAUAAAAUUAAUAGAUUAAUUCUAAUCCGCUAAGGAAUUUGUUGUAAGAGAAAAGAGAGCUUGAAGAAAAUUCAUUAAUUUAAAAUAAUCUAAGAGAUAUCCGCUCUUAAGAAUUGAGUAGCAUAUUUGUAGAAACCAUAAUAAUGUAUAGUUUUAUUUUCCUAUUGAUAGUACUAUUCUAUGUAAUAGUAUAUUUUUUUAGAAAUAAGUAUGAGUUGAUGAGUCAAAUCUAUAGUAAUAGAUUCAAAUUUAUUAUUCAAAUGCAACAAAUAUUCUCCAACUUCAUUUUUACAAGCGUGCUCUAUUCUUAUUCUUUCAUUAAUUUUUCUUCUAUGAGCUUAAUAAACUGGUUAGGAAUAGCUUUUUAGGCUGUCUACAUAAUAUUUUAUUGUACUUUUGGAUUUAUACUAUUUAGAAAAGUAAGAAAUUUCAGUAAAAAAGUGUAUGAUGAAGACUAACUUAAAUAUUAGCUAUUUUUUAUAGAAGGAAUAGCCACUGAUUUGCCUUUCAAUAAAUAUUUUUGGUUUAUUUUUGAGUUCAGAAAAGUGAUUAUUUUACUCUUAUAAUUUUGUGUUCCUCUAACUGAAAUAUCUACCUUGCUCAUUUUGAUAAUUAACUUUUCUUUUUUGAUUUUUUAUUGGUUAACAAAGCCAUUUGAAGUUAAAAGUUAGUUAUAGUAUUACUUUGUUCUUGAAAUUCUGAAUUGUACGAAUAGUUUAUUGCUUUGUUCUCUGUUUUUUACCAACUCUAAGAUAAUAAGUUGGGGGAUUUUAGUAAAUCUUAUGCUCAUUAACUUAAUAGUUUUAAUUUAUACGAUUUAUAGCUUAUGCAGAGUUAUAUAUAUCAAAUACUUCAAAGUGAGAUUUAUAGUAUCAAGAACUUAAGAAACUGAUGUUUCAAUUAAAUGGAAGCAAAUAAGAAACAAUUUUAAGUUAAAAAGAUAUAUCGUUUCCAAAAAAAAUGCACCAAUCCCUCUAUCAGUGAAGGAAAUACUUAAUUAAAGUGCUGACAUUAGUUAAUUUAGUAGCAUUUCUUCAAAGAAUUUUGAAGAAAAAUCUGAUUGCAUAAAUGAAUUAUCUAUUAAAUGGUAAAUAAAUCCUCUUAAAGUGAGAGAGAUAGCUCUACCAAAAAUUCAAAAAUGA
This is a messenger RNA of Tetrahymena thermophila SB210, 10626 nucleotides long. RefSeq names its product zinc finger lsd1 subclass family protein. Lineage: Eukaryota; Ciliophora; Oligohymenophorea; Hymenostomatida; Tetrahymenidae. The record is from RefSeq and is a predicted model, not a curated record. The transcript has 5 exons.